This is a messenger RNA of Myxocyprinus asiaticus (Chinese sucker), 5882 nucleotides long. Its product is annotated as E3 ubiquitin-protein ligase RNF43-like. Lineage: Eukaryota; Metazoa; Chordata; Actinopteri; Cypriniformes; Catostomidae. The transcript has 9 exons. The record is from RefSeq and is a predicted model, not a curated record. Gene Ontology annotation, biological process: Wnt receptor catabolic process; ubiquitin-dependent protein catabolic process. Bases 893 to 3427 code for a protein of 844 amino acids. Gene Ontology annotation, molecular function: ubiquitin protein ligase activity; frizzled binding.
UCGAACAAGCGAACAGGUUUGCAAAGUUACAGCAGUGUGUUAAUUCUUAUUCAUUUACGAAAAUGGAAACGAGUCUUCGUAAACGGCUCUUCAUCGAGUGUUUUCGAUCGUUUGCGCUCAAGCGAUUCGCUUCGUAAAAGUUUCUGCAAAGUUUUGUUCGGAUAAUGUUUCUCUCUUUUUCUCGUCUCGUUUUUUAUCUUGAACCUCAUGGGGAAAGUUUUCACCUCGUUGAGAUCAAAGGGAGAUUAUCAGCUGUUAUGAAUCUGAUUUAGUUUGGUGUUAUCUGAGCAGAUCAUCUGUUUUGAUUGGAAUAACACUGAAACAUUGUUGCAUUGAUGGAUACAAUAAUUCUGCCACAACCUGUUACAUUCCGGAAUGUCGGGAGUCCUUUGAAGUGGCCGCAUGGAAUGUAACGCACAAUAAUGGAGUGAUCGUGACGUGACUUUAUCGAUCACAAACGUGAGAUAAAUACUUCCAGAAUAUCAAUAGUGAUCUGUUUGAAGGUUCAAACUCUGUGUUUGAAUCAAUGCCCACUUUAAAAAUCUGUCAGCUGUCAAUCACUGGCUGUCAAUCACAUUUCAAAUGUCAGUCAUGUUCACCUGUCACUGAUACAGGUCAACCCACAUGAACUUGCAUUUAAUGAAUACUAAUGUGGCUUUUGGGUGUGAUAGGAAGUGUUAUAAGCUUUAUAAACAGUUAAUUAUAUUCUUUAAUCUGAAAGCACAACACUAGAUAACUGUUGAGCUGAAACAAUUAAGCAAAUAAACGUCCAAUCCACCCAAAUUCUCUGGACACAUUUAGUGGACUGUUAGGAAUUGAGUGUGUCUUUUUGCUGAGCUCUAAUUGGACAGUGCGUAAUGUCUGGCCGGAGCCCGCCACUGCAGCCAGGACAAUGAGGGUUCCUGUGCAGCGAUUGGCCGGGCUCUGGCCGUGGCUACUCAUGGCCGCCUUGCAGGUGGCGUUGGACCACACCGGUCUGGAACUAGCCGCUGCAGUGGACUCCGAACGAUCCGCCACCAGAGCCGUGAUCAAGGUGACUCUUCUGAAGCAGGAGCCCAGCAGCAGGUCCAUCACCCUGGAAGGGGUGUUUGCCGGGGGCAGCGCUGGCUAUGCCGAAGGGAAACUGAUGCAGUCUCACCCGUUGUCUCUGUGUAACACCAGUGAGGACGAGCGUCAGGAAACCAUCUUCAUCAGCAUUGUCAAACUGGAGAGUCCCGAGAGCAAAGUGCCACAGUGUCAGCCCCUACUGGACAAAGCUCGGUUGGCUCUUCAGCGAGGUGCUCAGGCUGUCAUCUUUGAUAUCACAGAUGAUGCCAGUGCUGCUCAGGAGCUGCGUGAUUCCGGUUCGUUGCCACGGCCUGUCGUGUUGGUGAAGUCAUCAGAUGCUGAAGAGCUAAUGGGACUCGUCAAUAAAAAUGAGGAAGCCAUGGUGCUCAUCGACAUCAUGAUGGAGACUCCUAAAUGGCCUCACUAUGAUGUUGGCAUCCUCUUGACUGUGGCUCUGGCUGUGGUGGCCAUCAUCAUGAUCUUUGCUUUACGUUUCCACUGUCGGUCCAACAGAACCUGGGACUCCGUGCACCAGCAGACCAUGCGUGUUAUCAGCAGGUUGGAGACACGGACAUACAGCUCUCAGGGAUGCUCUGGGUCUCAGCGUUCUCGCACAGCCCCAGGGUCAAACAGCAGCUCCAACUCCAGCCCAAUCUGUGCCAUCUGCCUCGAGGAAUUCCUUGACGGCCAGGACUUGAGAAUCAUCUCUUGUGCUCACGAGUUUCAUAAAGAGUGUGUCGACCCCUGGCUCCUGCAGCACCGCACCUGCCCACUGUGCAUGCACAACAUCAUGGGUAAACAGCCUCAGGGUCCAGAGCUGGCAUCCCGUCAACCCCAAAGGAGCCGACUGCUGCCCCCUCCACAAGAACACAGUCAGACCUUCCUUCUUCCCCAACACUAUUCAAACCCUCACCCCCAGCACCACAUCCCCGUUUCCCUGCGUCAUCACUACCCCCACACCCCCACUGGACCUUUACCUCAAAUGGGACACUAUGGUAACUCAUCCCCUCUUCAUCCCCGCACCCUUCGUUGCUUUCCCAGCAGACCAUUGGGAGCUAGUUGCACAUACCACCUGGCCCCAGAUACCCAUCACAGUCGAACGCAUAGAACAGGCGGGCAUGGGUGUCGAACUCUAGGGCAUCAUUAUGCUGCUCCCAGACGGUCCUGCCACCGUUGUCCCAGAGGAGCCCUACGCAAUGCUGCAGGUUCUCGGUUGCAUCACAUGGCAUCGCCCGCAAACCACACCACUCAUCAUCACCCGCCACGUUGCGGAGGUUUGCAUGGUGACCAGGACGAUGGCAGCUGCUCGGGAGGCAGUUAUCACACGGAGCGUAGCGGUUACCUUGCCGAUGGGCCUGCCAGCGACUCAAGCUCAGGAUCGUGCCAUGGCUCAUCUAGCGACUCAGUACUGAACUGUACUGACAUUAGCCUGCAGGGUGUUCACGGCAGCUGGUCGACUUUUCGAAGCUCGCUCAGCAGCGACAACGAACCUUUUAUCUAUCAUGGGCCGGGCAAAGCCCAGCACACAGGGAGCAUGGAGGCCGCUCAAAGGCCUCGCUCCCUGGACUCAGUGGUGAACCAUACAGGGGGUGGAACUAUUGGCGAAGUAGGUGGGAUUUGCUCGGAACAGCAGCAGCAGGUGGCAGUGUUCAGUCACGUCCACUAUCACAGACAUAGACACCACUAUUAUGAGGACGGGGAGCUCAGUCAAGGGCCCGGUCGGGGCUCUGAUGAGGAUCAGGGGGCCUCUUCCUCUGGCCCUUGUAAUGUCACUAAAGACAAAGACUCCACAGUACAGCACCAGUCUUUCCACUGUCCCAAAACUGACCUCAGCUUACGGGGCGCAGAGGAUCGAGUUCCGAACCCCGUUUCCACCUCAGGCCCCUCUGUGAACGUACCCUCCCCUUCGUUAACCUCUCCAUCCCCAGUUUGUUGCCAAAAAGGCUCAGAGUGGCCCACCAGAAGGAAAACAACUGGCUGUACCUUGGAAGCAUCUGGAGGACCUUCGCCGGUUGUACACUUCCAUCAAAAUGUGGAUCUUCAGGAUGAUUGUAGCAUUCACAUCCACUACGGACAGGCAGCAGGAAGCUACUGCUUCACACCUCCACCGGACAUGGCCCCCACGCUGUUGCCAGUGCCCCUGAUCCUGGACUCGACGGGCAUGGGCGACUGGCCUUGUUGUGGGGGUGCACAUGUUGUGUGGCAGAAACAGGUACAGCAGGCGCAUUCAGAGCCCCAGCUUCUUGGGCCUGCUUCUGCAUUGGACAGACCCCUGUGUAGGGCCCAUCACAGCCCCGGCGACGAACUUCCCAUGGACAUCUGUCUGUACUGCCAAACUUUACACAACAGUCAGGGGUCAGAGGAAGAGUCUGGUGUUUGAAAAAACUCAUCAUCCAAAACUCUUUACGCUGCUACACAAGAGCCGAACUGGACAAAAACACUUCGGCCAUCUCUCGCUGUCUGUUUCACUCACACUUCAGUCUUCCAGAAUUCCAAGCAUCUUUUGCAAUACCAAACUGGAUUUCCCAGAACCUCCAAACUUCAGAACGUCAUUCUAACAGCUUUAUAUAGUAAAGCAAAUAAGGAUUUCACCAGUCGUUGAGAAAUCAGUCAUUAAUGAUAAGAUUUAUGAUAAGAUGGAUUUUUGCCAAAGGCCAAAACAAGCAAUUCUUGGUACUGUCGAGGUACUUUACCCCUGUACUUCAGGAUAACGUCCAAAAGUGACUUUUAGUAGGCAAACAAGUGGUUUCUGUGUUUAUCCAGCUAGUUUUCAAAAGAUCUGGGAGAUUCUACCUGAAAAAUAACACAUCUGGUUUAAUGGCACAGACAUUUGAAUGAAACUCUGUCGCCCCCUUGAGGACUGACAUUUGUUACCGCAACAGUAACGCUAGAAUGCGCAUUAAGUAUUUUCAAUAGGACUGUACGCUUGCAAUGCGUUGGCCAAACAUUCAUGUGUGUGUUUGCGCACCCGUGUAGAGUUUGUUUUUGGCCUUAAAAGUAUUUAAUAGCAUUCAUUAGCUCAUUCUUCUCAUUGUGAUACAACCAGCCCCUUCUGUUUUCUCAAAAAUUAGACAUACCUAUUUAGCUAAGAUAUGUUGGGUGACGUUCUGCCCACAGAUAAGCACCUGGCUCUCCAGCACUACCUCAGAUAACCAAUCAAAAUAGCCCUUUUAGCAAGACGGUACUUCAAAGGUACUUGUGCGUUGGCCUCUCUUUACCUCUUUAACUCAGAGGAAAGAUAGCAAGCUUUACUUUUAUACAAUCUGUCCUUGGUAAUGAGUGUUAGCAGUUCAAUGAGGUUUCAGGUCUCAGUUUUUCUAAAAUGGCAGCUGUUAUUUACACAUUUUUGUAUCUUCAUUUAUUAAUUGUGCUUUUCAAAACUAAAUGAUUUGACUGAAUAUAUGGGCAAAGUUGUGAAAGUUUUCUGUUUUGGUUCCUUAUUUCAGUCCUGUUAAGCCUGUAGUUUGUUUGUGCUGAGAAGUACUACAUUUCCCAUAAUGCUUUUACUUUUGACCCUUAAAGGGACAUUGACAUAUUAUAGAAAGUAACCAGCAUACAAGCUCUGAUUUCUAUAAAAUGAUCUAUACAUGAAGUUUAUACAUAUACAUUUGUAUGUAGCCUACUGUCAUGUCCUGUUUUUAAUGCUGAUAAGAAUGCCAUGCCCUGCCAACCAUAGAAAACUUGAGUUCACUAAACUCAAAUGUAGAGUACUAGUAACUUUUAUCUUUACUCUGUUACCCAGAGCCCUUUGUUGCCAUAUAUUUCAAUGAUGAAGCUGUUUGAACCCUUUUGGCAAAAAUACACUGUAAACAAUGUAAAAUCUUGCCAUGAAAAAGUGAUUUCAAUGUUGAUACCUUAUGUUAAUAUGGUUGAUUUGUAGAAUUGACAAAUGAAAAUCAUGCAGUUAUUUGUUUAAUAACUGAACCACAUUUUAUUGUAUAAUUGCUGCAUUGGUCAAAACUUAGCUUUCAUAUGAAAAGACCUGAAUUUUUUUAUUUGUGAUGUCAGUAAAUGGUCAAAUUGGUCAAAGGUUGUGAUCCUUUGAACCACAAUGCCUAUGCAUCUCUCAGAUUCAAUGAUUAUCUUUGGCGUCAUACUGUCAGAUAUGUAAUUCUUCAUAAAAUUGAGGCUAAAUCCCAAAUCAAAUUUUUAAUUAUAAAAAUUCAGGCCUGUACAGGAGUAAAUAUAGUCACCACAAUAGUUCUCCAUCCUUGCAUUAGUUUGUACUGUUUGCCUGCAUGAACAUUCUGUGUUUGUCAACCAAUGAUACAGUAGUUCUGCAUUUGCAAGCGGUGAUUUUAGUAGAAAUAUAUAAGGUACAACUGUGUAACAUUUAUCCAUCUGACCGAACAGAUUGCAGCAAUGAAAGUAUUUUGUCUCAAAGUAGUUGCUGCCAACUAAAACAGGUGUUCAUGACCGAAGACAUGCUUUGCAUUUCCCAUUUUACCAACAGUCCAACAUAAUAUCAAGCCCAAACAGGGCAUAAAACUCUUGGUUUUGUCUAAAAUAAUGCAAACAGCACUUCUGCAUGGGGAAAUAUUUUGCAAAUGCUUCAAAAUUCAAAACAGUCAUUGCACUAUGUAGCUGCCGAUCCUAUACAAUUUUACAUUAACUAAUGAAAUGUCACUAAACAUUAGGGGUUGAUUGGUUUUUAAUCUACCUUUAUCGUACUUUGUGUUUGUUGUCAUUCAUGUUUGUAUUGUUUAUCUGAUCUCAUUUCAACAGAGAAUCAUCUAAAAACUGCCUUUUUUUAAUAGAGCAAAAUCCCUUCAGAAAUCAAGGGAUAUGCCAAUAUAUUUUCAAUAUUUUGUGUAAAAAAAAAAAAAAAAGACAAA